Messenger RNA from Pseudozyma hubeiensis SY62, 354 nucleotides. RefSeq names its product high-affinity glucose transporter. The transcript has a single exon. The record is from RefSeq and is a predicted model, not a curated record. NCBI's taxonomy places the organism in Eukaryota, Fungi, Basidiomycota, Ustilaginomycetes, Ustilaginales, Ustilaginaceae. Bases 1 to 354 code for a protein of 117 amino acids.
AUGGAUGAGCCUGGCGAAAGUGAGAUUGCUUCAUCCCCGGUGUAUUUGGCGAUCAGCUUGCGAGCAGAGGUGACGCUGGAUGCCGAGGUGGACAGGUUCGGAAGAACGAGCAGUAGCUGUCGGGCCUUGUUCAGAUCGGCCGUGUCGUGCAUCGUUGUCUUUUGUGCCUGGACAGUGCGUGUCCAGUCGUCUAAGCUGGAGCAUGCUGAGAGAGACGAUGAAAAGAGGCGGAAACCGAGGGUUGACGCUGGUGUUGCCAAUCGAGAAGUGGUGCGGUUGAUGCUGGCCCAGCUUGUCGAAGCCUGGAGCAGGCGCUGCGGUCGAGCGAGUCGUGACAUGCUGGUAGACUCCUAG